GUUUAGGAAUCUUGAAAUGUAGUAUAAGAAUCGAUCGGACGAAGAAGAAAAGAAACAGAGCAAAACAGAGCUAAAGAGAGACAACAAUGGAGAUGAGGAGAGACAUUAGAGUGGAGAGGAAGGAGGAAGAGAACAUGUGUACUUCAUUGUUGACUGCAGUUGUUGUUCUUUCAAUGGCUUGUCUUAAACACUUUUCUUCUGUAUCGUAUUUGAUCGAGCAAUGGCGUUCUUUGGUCUUUCUUCUACUCAAUGUCGUUCUCUUAGCCGUUUACUUUACCUCGACUCGUCCUAACCCUGGGGGGACUCAUGAUUUCAAGACUCGUCGAGGAGGUAGAUUGAGGAUGAUGCGAGAGAAGAAGAAUAAGAGUAAGAAUAAGAAGACAAGGAUGGUGGUGGAACCGGCUUGUUCUGAUCAAGAUUUCUUAGUCGUUGAGCCAAUGGAAGUGAUCAAGAAGUGUGUUUUAGUGGAGGAGACGAGAAGGGUUUGUCCUGAAUUCAAGGAAACCGUGAAAGAUUGCUUGUUUCACAAGAAAGAAGUAGACUUUAAAGGAGAAGAAGAUGAAUUCGAGCCAGGGAGGUUAUCGAACGAGGAGCUAAACGAGAGAGUAGAAGCGUUCAUCACGACGUUUAGACAACAUUUGGUGCUUGAUGCGCGCAGAGGUAGAGAUAGAGAAACCGACGAGAAGAUGAGAUCAAAAGACUCUGACAUUAGCUUUUUAGGUCGGGAAGUCGCUUGUUCUUCGGUUUAAGAGUUUCUCUAAUCUUUGUUUCUCUUAAAAUUCGUUCGGUUUUGUUCGUUCUUUGGCUUCGUUUAGUAUGUGAGUUUGAGCUAAUAGCUCAAAAGAUCGCAUGAUGUAAUGUCAUAAGAACACAAGACUAUAUUCAAAACUUUUACAUAAGAACAAAAAAUUGAAAAAUAUAACCUUCUUCUAUGUAGAAAUGAAUAAUAGACUUUAAC
This is a messenger RNA of Arabidopsis arenosa, 958 nucleotides long. The record is from the annotation of a GenBank genome assembly. NCBI's taxonomy places the organism in Eukaryota, Viridiplantae, Streptophyta, Magnoliopsida, Brassicales, Brassicaceae.